UCACGCAAAGACAUGACAACGUCAUUUAGCGACUGGACCUCAAGCAACUUCCCCGGAUAUUUUGUUGGCAACACUGUCGCCACAAGCCGAAUUGUGCGGAGGAGCAACACCGGACAACCAGACCCAACAUCCUCGGCACGAGCUCUGCAGCGCCGACGCCGCCAUGGAGGAGGAAGGGGCCCCCGUAGAAGGCGAGGCGGUGACCCCCUUCGCCGCGGAGACUUACGCCGCGGAGGCCAUGGCUGCCGACAUGGACCCGUGGAUCGUGUUCGACUCGAGGAGAACGCCCAGGUCCGAGUUCGACGCCUGGCUGGAGAACAACGGGCCCUCGCAGGUGAACCGGUUUGGCGAUGAGAAAAAUGGCCUUAGUCCGGUGGGGUGGAUCGCAGUGCUGGGCCUGGACCACUGGCCCAGCAGCGGGGAUGUCGCGGGUCUCCAGGAGAGCUGGGAGAAACUUUUGGCCAGCGGCCGGCCGGUCAGCUUCCAGACCGUGAAGGAGCUGGCCCUGAACCACAGGGUGCUCUCGGGCAAAUGGCUGAUGCACUUGGACUCUGGUUUCAAGCUGGAUCACGCCUGGGAGUGUGUUGCCAGAGCAGCCCUGGACGGCAAGAUCUCCCUGGUCAAAGUCAGCCCACACAAUCCCAAUGGUGAGGGCAAGCAGGUCAUUUGUGCCUACAACCAGGACUUCACCGACGAGAGCGAGGUGGUGCGGCUGGAGAACGUCAUCCGUGCCACAGGGGUCAAAUGCGGCCUCACCUACAAGCCAGACGUGUACACGAACCUGGGAAUCUACCGAAACAACCGCUGGAAACUGUGUCCAACCAUUUAUGAGAGCAAAUUUGACCUGGAGCGCGUGCCACGGCGUUCCCACAUUAUCAGCAGAGUCACCAAUCUGGAGGUGACAUAAGCCUGUUGGAACGGCAGGAUUGUUUUGGAGAAUGAGUAACUGGAGAGGAGCCAGGCUGUGCAGUUCAUCAGUGUCGGUGGUUGAAUUUUGAUAGAAUUUCUUCCUUUUGGCCAAAAAGAACAACAACGUAGCAUUAGAAUUAUUUCAGUCUUGACUAUAUUUCCAAUUGACCGUAACUUUUUUUUUUGUUGUGAUUAUGUUCAAGUAUUUGUGUUCUCGAAUGUUUGGUUGACACCUACAUGAAGAAAUCUUUGUAAGCACAGAGGAAAAUGUUUUGUUUACAUUAGUUUGCUCAGUGUUGCCAAAUAAAACCUACUUUUGAAGACCA
Gasterosteus aculeatus aculeatus (three-spined stickleback) is the source of this 1235-nucleotide messenger RNA. It is a transcript of the gene c7h11orf68, whose product is annotated as chromosome 7 C11orf68 homolog. The record is from RefSeq and is a predicted model, not a curated record. Lineage: Eukaryota; Metazoa; Chordata; Actinopteri; Perciformes; Gasterosteidae.